Molecule: messenger RNA, 1359 nt
Organism: Aspergillus calidoustus
Lineage: Eukaryota; Fungi; Ascomycota; Eurotiomycetes; Eurotiales; Aspergillaceae
Source: the annotation of a GenBank genome assembly
AUGGCGGACUUUGACAACUAUCCGCAGCGGCACCCCGUAUGCCCUCCAUCGAGGACUCAUCAUCAUCAUCAUCAUCAAAAAGACACUUACUUACCUGACUACAUUCGGGCUUUCUCGGUGCCACGACCUGAGGACCUGGAAUUUCUGCGAGCGCGCGGGGUUUUCGUUUUGUUGCCGUAUGACAUGCAAGUGCUGGUUCUGGACCAGUUUGAGCAGUUCAUUCAUCCACAGCUCCCCGUAUUGGAUUCCCUGGAGUUCCGCUCUGCAAUAUGCGGUGGAAAUCAGGAGUAUAAACUUCCGCUCAUCCUCUAUCAUGCAGUAAUGUUCGUUGGCCUAGCCCUCAUGAAAGGCGACUUCAUGAAGCGAUUCUCAUUCACUCCGAUGCCCACGGCGAGAGAAGCCUUUUAUGAAAAGGCCAAGGCAUCGUAUGAUAUGAAUGUGGAGCAGGAUCGUGUGGUCCUGUGCCAAGUGUCUAUCCUACUUACCGAACGAAUAGACUUGGCUGACCCGAAAAAUGUCAUGUUUUGGAUUGGUAAUGCAAUCGCACAUGCGCACGACACAAAACUCUACCGACAAGAGCCUAGAUCACCAUCCCCACCCAAGCGGAACUUGCGGAAAAUUCUGUGGUGGAUUAUCCUUAUCAAAGAGUGUACGCUUUGCAUGGGCCUUCCUAAUCCACCGCGAGUAUGGCGGUUAGGCACGCCAUUAGUCACAAUGAGCGAUUUUGCACUCGAAGAAGCCGAGAGCAAUUGCCCGGAGCAAGCACAGCAUCACGAAUCAGCGGCGGCAACACUGGCACUGAUGUUCAUCCAAAGAGUCAGAAUGUACAGUCAGAUAUUCCAUGCCCUACGAACUUUGCACGAAGUCAUAGGACGAUUCCACGGAACGCCAUUCAGCGGGCCCCAUAUCGCUCUGCGAAAGAACCUGAGCCAACUACUGUACUCGUGGUACUCGGAGGUGCCCUCAGGGUGGUGGGUCAGGAACAUGAGCGACAGCGCAGAAAUGGUCCCUGGCCAACGCAGCAUGCUCGAGCUGAUGGCAUCGACUGAGAUCUUGUACUGGACAGCCCAGAUGCUCAUCUACAGGGAUGACCUGCUGGUCGAGUUGAGUCCGCACACCAAGCCCGAGUUCAUGGGCGAGCACGGGCCCCAAGCCGGGCAUACUCGGCAGUUACUGCACCACGCCGCUGGCGAACUGCUCAGCGUUACACAGAGAGCAUUUGCCCUGGAUGCUGGUCAAUAUCUUGCUGGGCGUUCAUCUUUGCCGUUUUCUCCGUCGCGGCGAUUUUCUUCCAGGACUCCGGUAGCCCUGACGUGGGACUCGCGAGAACAACCUUCGCAUGAUCAACGAGUGUCUUGA